AUGUCUUUCCUCUUCGAUAAGAUGAAGGAUGCGGUCCACGAUGUUGGGAGUAAGAUGAAAGGGUACAAGAACGAUGACCAACUCAAUGAACAACAACCAGACCAGGCACAACCUAGUAAUCCUCUCAGUCGACAUAUCCAUACACACACUCACAGAGCCUCCGAGUGUUCUGAUGGAGACAGCCACCACCUUCAUCGAUUCCAGUCAUUCGCACCGCAAAGAGAGGGCAAUGAUGCGAAGUGGUACGUGGACGGCUGCGGUUACUUCUGGGCAGUCAGUGUAGCAUUGGAGCAAGCGAGAGAGUCUAUCUGGAUUUUGGAUUGGUGGCUGAGUCCGGAGCUCUACCUACGUAGGCCACCAGCGCGAUAUGAGCAGUAUAGGCUGGACAAGAUGCUCUUCGCGGCGGCAAAUCGAGGUGUACAAGUCAAUGUGAUCGUUUAUAAAGAAGUUACCCAGGCAUUAACCUUAUCGUCAAGUCACACCAAGCAUUGGCUGGAAGACAACGAGAAGAGUGGCAACAUCCGCGUGUUCAGGCAUCCUGAUCACUUACCCGACAAGCAGGUAAUGGCGUCGAACAUCUGGUCCUCAAUCAAGCAGACUGGCCUGAGUGCAGCUAAGCUGAGUCAACUGCCAGGCGAUGUCGUCAAAGGUAUUUACGGCAUGAACGAGGACACCGUCAUGUACUGGGCACAUCACGAGAAGCUAUGUCUGAUCGAUGGUCGGACGGCCUUUAUGGGAGGUCUCGAUAUGUGCUUCGGCCGCUGGGACACGAACCAACACUCUAUCGCGGAUGCUCACCCUGGUGAUCUCAAUCGCGUUGUCUUUCCAGGACAAGAUUAUAACAAUGCUCGCCUCAUGGACUUCACCGACGUGCAGAACUGGCAGAACAAUAAGCUUGAUCGCAAGUACAACUCACGCAUGGGUUGGUCGGAUAUCUCUAUCUGCCUUACUGGACCUGUGGUCGAAGACUUAAAAGCACACUUCGCGCAGAGAUGGAAUUUCAUUUAUUUUGAGAAGUACGACGUGCGUGGACAGAAGAACUACCAUCCCAUCGUAUUCCACCCCGAGAGAGCUGGCAUAUUCGGUCAUCCUUAUGUUCAGAGUGAGCCUGGCGCACCCGUAGAAGGCGAAGGCCAAGCACAUCACUUCCGUGAACGCGUGCGAGAUCAGUACGAGCGAGGUCGACUGGGGCUAGAGGAAGGCAAGGAAGAGCUGCGCGAGCAGAUGCACAAGAUGCACCGUGGUGCUAAAGUCGAGUACCCUCCUGGGCCGCUCGGUGGCGUGGAGGUCCAGCUCAUGCGAUCGUGCACGAAGUGGUCUCAUGGCGUCCCACUCGAGCAUAGCAUCGCGAAUGCCUACAUCGAGACCAUCAGGAACAGCAAGCACUUCGUCUAUAUAGAGAACCAAUUCUUCAUUACAGCUACUUCCGACAAGCAGAAGCCGGUGCAAAAUCGCAUUGGCGCUGCGAUGGUCGAGCGCGUCGUGCGUGCUGCCAGGAACAACGAGCAGUAUCACAUGAUUGUGAACAUACCUUCUGUGCCUGGGUUCGCUGGAGAUCUAAAGGAUGACGGUAGCCUAGGUACGAGAGCUAUCAUGGAGUUCCAGUAUAACAGCAUCAAUCGCGGUGGCCAUAGCAUACUGGAGGCAAUUGCUGCGCAGGGGGUGAACCCGAUGCAGUACUUGAGAUUCUACAAUCUUCGAAACUAUGAUCGGAUCAAUGCUAGCGGGACUAUGGCGCAGGUAGAACAAAAGGCUGGUGUAGAUUACGACGACGCGCGAAGAGGACAUGACCAGAAGUAUGGUCAGCUUGUUGACGCGCAGCACUAUGGACAAGAGUAUGCAGAUCAGGGCGGCAAUGCGAACGCUUUUGACAGAUACCAGCAAGCUGCACAAGAGGUCCGGCACGAGGGUGGUGCGAGCGAGCUUUCACGCUCGAGUUGGGACAGUGUGGCACAGUGCUACAUGCUGGGUGGCCCUGAUAUACGCGACGCACCUUGGGAUGGGGGUUGGCAGUCAGAGAUGGACGCCUUCGUUUCGGAAGAACUGUAUAUCCACAGCAAGCUGCUUAUCGCCGAUGACAGGGUGGUCAUUUGCGGCUCUGCUAAUCUCAACGACCGGUCACAGCUCGGUAGUCACGACAGCGAGAUCGCGGUCUUGAUCGAGGACCCGCAAGAGAUUGACAGCUAUAUGGCCGGCCAGCCUUGGAGGGCGACUCUAUUCGCCGCAUCUCUUCGCCGACAGAUUUUCCGGAAGCAUCUGGGUUUGCUGCGGCCUCAGGAUAUCGAGAGACCUGAUGCGAACUUCAUGCCCAUCGGAGAGCCAAACGACUAUGACUGGAACAGUAGAGAGGACCAAGCAGUCAUGGAUCCUCUAUCUCAGGACUUCUACCAAUUGUGGCAGGGUACCGCUGCGCGCAACACCGAAGCUUUCGCAAGAGUCUUUCACCCAGUGCCUGCAGACAAUGUGCGCAACUGGAAGCAGUAUGAUGAUUUCUUUGGGACGUACUUUAAGCCGGAGGAAGCGAAGAAGGGCGAAGCUGCUGCAAGACCGAGUACGUGGAAGUAUGGGCAUGUCGUUGCGAGCGAGUUCUCGCAAGGCCCAAAUGGUCUCCGCGAGGUGAAGGAGGUGCUAAGCCAGGUCAGGGGAAGUCUGGUGGAGAUGCCUUUGAUGUUCCUGAAGCAGGAAGGGCAGGAUUUAGCUAAAGAGGGCAUGAGCCUGAAUGCUUUGACUGAGGUUGUCUAUACUUAG
Recurvomyces mirabilis is the source of this 2748-nucleotide messenger RNA. RefSeq lists its product as uncharacterized. The transcript has 2 exons. Gene Ontology annotation, biological process: intracellular signal transduction; phosphatidic acid biosynthetic process; phospholipid catabolic process. Gene Ontology annotation, molecular function: D-type glycerophospholipase activity. The record is from RefSeq and is a predicted model, not a curated record. The coding region runs from base 1 to 2748 and encodes 915 amino acids. Gene Ontology annotation, cellular component: intracellular membrane-bounded organelle. Lineage: Eukaryota; Fungi; Ascomycota; Dothideomycetes; Mycosphaerellales; Teratosphaeriaceae.